UCGAAACAGUCGCUGAAUAAUCUCCUUGCAGCAUGACGACGUCGCGCACGGGCCGGCGCAGCGCGAGCAGUGGCGCGCUGCACGCGUCCUUCUUGGAGCACGAGCACCUGCCGCCGAUGCCCGAGGCGGCGCCGCUCGAGAUCCGCAUCGACGAGUCGGCGGUCGUCGACGAAGCGUGGUCGUCGCCGGCGCACUCGAAGCUCACGAUCGAAGACGCGCAGCUGCUCGAGUGGGACCACGCCGCCGUGGUCGCAACUGCGGUCGGCAGCAAGGCGUCGGGUCGCCAGAGCUCCGAGUUUGGCGACGCCGAGGCCGACCUCAAGGAGGACCUCCACAUCCUCCUCGACCCGUACUACGACGUGACGACCGGUCGCAUGAAGCGCAUGUUCCGGUUCUUCUCGCCCAAAGGUCAAGAGACGGUGACGUACGACCAGUUCCACAAAGGGCUGCUCGCCCUCGGGAUUUCAUGCCCGGAGCAUGUCGACUUGAUCAAGCUCAUCAAGAAGAUCGACACGGACCAUGACGGAGCGAUUUCGCUCGAUGAGUUUAUCCACGUCGUGCAGAUGAUCAAGCUCGCGCAUCUCUUCAAGCCCGACGUGUGUGCGAAGGACGAGGCGCCGUCCGCGACCUUCCACGUGACCGACUACUCGCCCGAGACCAUCUACACGGUGUCGCGAGUCCAGAACCUCAAGAGUUUUUUCUUCUCGUCCAAGCCGAAUUGGGCCAAGGUGCGCUGGGUGCACCUCGCGGGCGUGAGCGAUCUCAACGACAUGCACCUGCGCCGCCUCGCCAUCAAGUACCAGUUCCACCCGCUCGCUCUGGAAGAUGCGCUCAAGAAGAGUGACAAAAUUCGCUCCAAGUACGAACACUACCAAGACCACACGUUCCUCGUCGUCCCCGUGCUCCGCGCGUACGACCAGACCACCGCGGAUUUUAUCGUCGACUGCGUCAAGAAGCACCAAGCAACGCUCUUUGAGAAGGACCUCGCGUUCGUCGAUGGCUGGCGCACGUCGUCGCCGCCAAACGUCGACGACCUCCAAGCCACGCUCGGGAAGCUCGAGCGCCUCCUCCGCAAGCCGCAGCAGCUCUGCGUCUUUGUCAACGCCAAGAACGACGUCGUCUCGAUCCAGGAAGACAACGACGCGGACAAAGUCGGGGGCUUCCACCUCUGGGAGUCGAUCUACGAACGCAACAUGGCCAAGAGCUACUCCAAGCUGCGCAACCACGGCCCGCAUUUCUUGACGGUCGCGAUUCUCAACGCGGUCGUGGACGAGAUUUUGCCGCUCGUCGAGGUCUUUGACGUGGUUGUGAGCGCGCUCGAGCAGCUCCAGGUCGCGCAGGGCCGCGAUUUUGAUUCGAAGCGCAUCUUUCUCGCCAAGAAGCAGCUCGUCGUUAUCGAGAAGAUCGUGCGGCCGAUGCUCGACCUCGUCGAGGGCCAGCUCCUCGACCAGGACGAGUUCCGCGAGGGCGAGGUCAAGAACUACAUGCGAGACGUCAAGGACCACCUCAAGCACAUGGCGACCGAAAUCAAAGAGUUUCAAGGCGCGCUCAACGUCGUCUUCAACGAGGACCAGCAAGCGCGCGCGAAGGCGCAGGCCGACAUUCAGUUUACCAUGUCGAUCGUGGCGGCGGUUUUUCUGCCCGCGACGUUCCUCACAGGUCUCUACGGCAUGAAUUUCGACAACAUGCCUGAACUGCACACGGAGAACGGGUACUUUGUUUGGUGGGGCAUCCUCGGCACAAUCUCGCUCGGGAUUGUUUCCUACUUCAAGUUUUACAAAGAGUGGAUCUAAUAGACCACGUACACAUGACUUGUGUGCAUGAGUUCUUGUUGUGC
This is a messenger RNA of Saprolegnia parasitica CBS 223.65, 1837 nucleotides long. RefSeq lists its product as hypothetical. Gene Ontology annotation, molecular function: calcium ion binding; cobalt ion binding; magnesium ion transmembrane transporter activity. The transcript is spliced from 4 exons. Gene Ontology annotation, cellular component: membrane. The record is from RefSeq and is a predicted model, not a curated record. Gene Ontology annotation, biological process: metal ion transport; transmembrane transport. Lineage: Eukaryota; Oomycota; Saprolegniomycetes; Saprolegniales; Saprolegniaceae. The coding region runs from base 33 to 1793 and encodes 586 amino acids.